GCUGGACUGGUGUUCUCCAUCCUUCCAACCCCAUAAAAAGAAGACGCAUGACAUGAAGUGAUAGCCCUGCUCAGAAAUCUUUCCCUUUCCUUAGCCUUCCUUGAUACCUGCAGAUUCUUUGACAGACCGCAACGAAGUGCUAGUGUGCAACACACACACAUACACAUCACUUCCCCUCUCUCUCUCUCUCCCCACACACACACACAGGGAAGAGAUCAGAGAAGCUGAUCAGCUGGUAUCAUAUCAUCCAACUGCACAAAAAGAAAAGUUCCAAUGAUGCAUUCCAUCACAUAGAGAAGCCUCGAGCCAAGAACGCCGUGGGCGUGUGUGUCUGUGACCCUGUACGUGGUGGCAGUGUGGCACGGCCAUGGCAGCCACCAAGAGAUCCUUCCACGGUGUCGUCGUCGACGGCAUUGCACGCGCCGUGGCGGAGGAGGAGCUGCAGGUUAACCGGCGGCCGGAGGAAGGCGCCAACAGGAUGAUCUUUGGCUUCCCGGUGCCCGGUGCGCCCACCCGGCCGGCCGCCGCCGUCACCCAGCAGUUCUUCCCGGCCACCGUGGCAGCUGCCGCGCCGCCGGCGCAGGCGACGGAGCUGUGCCACGUGGCCGCGCCGUCGGCGGCCGACCAGUGGGCCCGGUCGGCGUCGAGGAAGAGCCGGCGCGGGCCGCGGUCCCGGAGCUCGCAGUACCGCGGCGUCACCUUCUACCGCCGCACCGGCCGGUGGGAGUCCCACAUCUGGGACUGUGGGAAGCAGGUGUACUUGGGUGGUUUUGACACGGCACAGGCUGCUGCAAGAGCCUAUGACCAAGCUGCAAUCAAGUUCCGCGGCGUGAAUGCUGACAUCAACUUCACCCUGAGCGACUACAAGGAUGAGAUAAAGAAGAUGAAGAACUUCAGCAAGGAGGAGUUCGUCCAGGUGCUCCGGCGGCAGGGCGCCGGCUUCGUCAGGGGGAGCUCCAGGUUCCGGGGAGUCACCCAGCACAAGUGCGGCAAAUGGGAGGCCAGGAUAGGCCAGCUGAUGGGCAAGAAGUACGUGUACCUUGGCCUCUAUGACACGGAGAUGGAGGCUGCCCAGGCUUAUGACAAGGCUGCCAUCAAGUGCUACGGCAAGGAGGCGGUGACCAACUUUGAGCCCCAGACAUACGACGAGGAGCUCCAAGUGCAGCCGUGGGACGGUGAGCUCGACCUGGAGCUCAGCCUCGGCUGCGCCGGCAGCGACCCGUCCGCCGCCGCCGCCGCCGCCGCCGUCGAGGUGUUCACCACCGCGCCGAGCAGGCAGAGGACGAUGACCCUGACGCUCGACCUGCCGGAGGAGGACAACGAGACGGGCGCCGCCGCCGACCCCGGCAGGUGCUUUCGCACCAGGCGGCCUUCCCCGACUCCGGGCACGUUCCGUCUCCUCCUGGCUGACGACGAUCACGUUUGCCACCCCGGCACCGGCAGCAGGGACGACAACGACACGCUGCACAUGCUCCAGAUGCACCUGACCGACGCGCAGGGCCAGGUCGGCAGCAGUGGAGGAGGAGGAGGCGCGGCAGCAGCGGCAGGGGCACACAUGCGCUGGCCCAACGGCGGCAAUAAUUGGGCGCCGCCGUACGCCACGGCCCGGGCCGGCCCCGACACCGACGACGCCGACGCCGCUGCUGCAGCAUCAUCAGGAUUCCCACUGGGCCGCUGCAGCCGCUGCCCACGGCGUCCAGGCGGCCCAGCCACCGCUGAGCAGCCGCCUGUCCAUCAGCACAAGCAACAGUGGUGGCGCUGACGCUGAGCGGCCACUGAAUCGGCCACGGCCACUGGCGGCGACUGGUGGUGGCCGAAAGAUUCUAGCGAGAGGUGGCGUUUCGCCUCGGCCGCCGCGCCGGCGCCGGGGUUCCCUUUUUCGGGUUAGGCAAGGUUGGCAGUGAGGUCGGCAGCGGUGGGCUCAUCCCUGCGCUCGUGGGGCAGGUCCGGCCGGCAGGAACAAUUCCGACGCCGAGAUAGAUGUAGGGAGGAACUGGGAGGCACUGUGGCUACAAGAAAGCUGUACGGAUCGUCUCGUCAGGCUGGGAAGUUAUCGAGCAGUUUUGAGCAAUGGGAGCUCGGAAUUUUUCAGACCUGAAAUAGGCUUGCAUUGGGGUGAUCACUAGUUUGUUUCUUCUUUGUUGGCCUCAGUAAUUCUAGUAUUGUAAGCUAGGUAGUUACAUGCAUAUGAUGCUGCUCUAAGGAUGUUGAAUGGAUGAAAUGGAAGUAUGGAAGUGGAACCGUAUGUAUGGUCCACGUCCAAAAUUACUGCUGCAAUGUACAGGAUUUCAGGCUGGAUAAUUAGCCAACGUAGCUUUUUAAAGCUUGGUUGGAUA
This is a messenger RNA of Setaria italica (foxtail millet), 2336 nucleotides long. RefSeq lists its product as uncharacterized. The record is from RefSeq and is a predicted model, not a curated record. Lineage: Eukaryota; Viridiplantae; Streptophyta; Magnoliopsida; Poales; Poaceae. The coding region runs from base 368 to 1762 and encodes 464 amino acids. Gene Ontology annotation, biological process: regulation of DNA-templated transcription. Gene Ontology annotation, molecular function: DNA binding; DNA-binding transcription factor activity. The transcript is spliced from 10 exons.